UGCUUCCAUACUGAAACACAAUAUCAAGACCAACAUGGAGAACAUGAAGGAUUGGCUGCAGACAGAUGACCUCCUAGUUGUGGACAGAGGAUUUAGGGAUUCCCUGGAGUUUCUGAGUGAACUCGGAAUAAAGUACCAGAUGCCAACAUUCCUUCAGAAAGGUCAAAAACAACACACAACAGAAGAGGCCAAUGCUUCUCGACUCGUUACAAAAAUACGAUGGAUAGUCGAGUCAGUAAAUGGAAGGUUGAAGCAGUGGCGAUAUCUUCAGAAUGUCAUGCCGAACACACAGAUACCAGCCAUCGGCGACUACGUGCGGCUUGUUGCAGCCCUGUGCAACCGCUACCGAACACCACUCAACACUGGCACAACUGAAGGUGACCAACUGGUAGCAGCUAAGAUGAAGGUUCUGGCGUCCAAGGGGAAUGCUCUUCAGCAGCGUGUCCAGGAGGAGAAUCUCGACACCCGAAAACACUCCUGGAAAUCUAUAGAUGUUGCCGAUGCUGUUGACCAGUUUCCCUCCAUGUCAGAAGAAGACAUCAGAAACCUGACUAUAGGAGUGUACCAAGUGAAGCUUGCUCGUUCUUACACAUCAGAGCACUUAAGCGAGGACGGCGACUACACAAUCAUGGUUAAUGAUGAGGUUAAUGGUAUGCUACGUGCCCGUAUUCAAAGUCGACACACCAGUGCGAAGAAAUAUCUUCUUUGGAUUGAGUACAGUCCCGCUGUUGUUUUAGGCUGGUUUUGUCAAUGCAAGACUGGAGCUCGAGUUGUCGGCACAUGCGCACAUGUGCAAAGUCUGGUCUGUUCUGGCUUACUGGCUGGAAACCAACAGGGAAACCUAGCAGCCAGGGACCUCGAUCCCAUCUGGGGUCGUUGA
Pecten maximus is the source of this 880-nucleotide messenger RNA. RefSeq lists its product as uncharacterized. Lineage: Eukaryota; Metazoa; Mollusca; Bivalvia; Pectinida; Pectinidae. The coding region runs from base 35 to 880 and encodes 281 amino acids. The transcript has 4 exons. The record is from RefSeq and is a predicted model, not a curated record.